GGUUUGGAUUGAAAGCUCCACGUUUUAUCAUCCCCACUGCGGCCUCGUCACGUGACGUCACACGACUUCCUCACUACUCCACCCGCAGCAGCCAUGAUGCAAGAAGGGCUGGACGAUGGUCCCGAUUUCCUCUCGGAGGAGGACAGAGGACCUAGGGCAGUCAAUGUUGACCUCCAAACUGAUGCAACACUCCAAGUGGACAUUUCUGAUGCAUUAAGUGAGCGGGACAAGGUUAAGUUUACUGUCCAUACUAAGAGCACUCUUCCUAACUUCAAGCAGAAUGAGUUUUCAGUGGUGCGGCAGCAUGAGGAGUUCAUCUGGCUUCAUGACUCCUUUGUGGAAAAUGAGGAGUAUGCUGGCUACAUUAUUCCCCCAGCCCCUCCAAGACCUGACUUUGAUGCCUCCAGAGAGAAGUUACAGAAACUAGGGGAAGGUGAAGGUUCCAUGACCAAGGAAGAGUUCACCAAAAUGAAACAGGAACUUGAAGCCGAAUACUUGGCUAUCUUCAAGAAGACAGUGGCGAUGCAUGAAGUGUUUCUUUGCCGUGUGGCUGCGCAUCCUGUUUUGAGGAAAGACUUGAACUUCCAUGUGUUUUUAGAGUACAACCAAGAUCUAAGUGUACGAGGCAAAAACAAGAGGGAGAAGAUGGAAGAUUUCUUCAAGAAUGUGGUGAAGUCUGCAGACGGUGUGUUAGUGGCAGGGGUGAAGGAUGUAGAUGAUUUCUUUGAGCAUGAGAAGACAUUCCUUUUAGAGUACCAUAAUCGUGUCAAAGAUGCCUCCGCCAAAUCUGAUAGAAUGAUCAGGUCUCACAAAAGUGCUGCAGAUGAUAUCAAUAGAAUUGCCUCCACACUGUACACUUUAGGAACCCAGGACUCCACAGAUGUGUGCAAAUUUUUCUUGAAAGUCUCUGAACUGUUUGAGAAAACACGGAAAAUAGAGGCUCGAGUGGCUGCGGAUGAGGACCUGAAACUUGCAGACUUACUGAAGUAUUACCUCAGGGAGUCGCAAGCUGCUAAGGAUCUGUUGUACAGACGAGGGAGGGCCCUGGUUGAUUACGAGAACGCAAACAAAGCUCUGGACAGAGCCAGGGCAAAGAACAAAGAUGUGCUUCAGGCAGAGACCAGCCAGCAAGUGUGCUGUCAGAAGUUUGAGAAAAUCUCAGAGUCUGCAAAGCAAGAGCUCAUAGACUUCAAGACAAGACGAGUAGCAGCCUUCAGAAAGAACUUGGUGGAACUUGCUGAACUGGAACUCAAACAUGCUAAGGGUAAUUUACAAUUAUUGCAAAGCUGUCUCGGAGUCCUCAAAGGAGACACUUAGGUCUUUGCUGAAGGUUCACUGUACAGGGCUUUCCCCGCUUUGGCCUGAUCUUCACUGUGAAGAUGGAAGAAAGAGUAUAUCUGGGGUCAGUUUGUUUUCAGGAUGCCUGUUCGUAGUCAUCACUACUACCAGAGACACCAAACUCCCUCCACAACCCACACUAAAAGCGUGAGGAAGCCAGUGUGGAAUACCUGCAAAAUCCACACAGCACAUGAAUCUAUAACUUUGUUUAAUCACGUAAACUUUUUAAUUGUUAACAAUCAUCGUUCUCGAUGGGAAUCUUCUCCCAAUCUAUAUCAUGUCUGUCCAGAUUUAUUAUUUGUUAUUAUUUUACUUAGAGUAAUCGUUGAGGGCAAUAGUUUCAGUAAAACUUUUCUGUGAUGCUGCUCAGUUACUUUGUUCAAGAUGAGCUGAUUGUUACUAUUAUUAAAAUGUAUUGUCACUAAAAGCCUUGUAAAUGUUGUAUUAGUUCUUACUGUACUGCUAAUGAUCAAAACGAUCUUUACUAAUACUUUUGUUUUGUUAUUUUAUACAAAUCCUGUUAUUUUUCAUUCCAGACAAGUAAUGCUUCAAUAUGUUUGCCUUAAUGUAGAUUAAUCCUAUCAAGUAUUGUAAAAAAGAAAGAAAAAAAAAGAAAGAAAAAAAGACCAUUAAUGGAUAAGGUUGUUUUUGUUUUUCCCCAGAUUUCUUUAAAGUGCUCUGUAUAUGAAUGUUUUUUUCACUCUGUGACCAAAGCUUCCAUUUAUGUAGAUGGAGAAAUGCUGAAACAAACAGUAAUACUGAUAAUUAUGAUUAAAAAAAAUGAAAAUAGUAAUAAAUGAUACUAUUUACCUUAGAACCCUUGUGAACAUAAUUCCAUCCAAUGUUUUGAGUAGACUCUGUUUAUCUGUCUAGUUGUAAUCCUUUCAGUUCUGUAGCGUUUAUGACCCUGAGAAACAUGGAAGAAAAGCCAGGGGAAGCCAAUGGAAAAUGUCCUUCAAUAUCAUAUUAAACUCGGUAUCAACUGUUCAUAUUAAGGUUGAAUAAAAAAAAGAUGGCCACUUUUCAAA
Molecule: messenger RNA, 2366 nt
Organism: Oncorhynchus mykiss (rainbow trout)
Lineage: Eukaryota; Metazoa; Chordata; Actinopteri; Salmoniformes; Salmonidae
Product: sorting nexin-6
Biological process (GO): retrograde transport, endosome to Golgi
Cellular component (GO): endosome
Molecular function (GO): phosphatidylinositol binding
Source: RefSeq, a predicted model, not a curated record